This is a messenger RNA of Gastrolobium bilobum, 651 nucleotides long. RefSeq lists its product as uncharacterized. NCBI's taxonomy places the organism in Eukaryota, Viridiplantae, Streptophyta, Magnoliopsida, Fabales, Fabaceae. The transcript has 2 exons. The record is from RefSeq and is a predicted model, not a curated record. The coding region runs from base 1 to 651 and encodes 216 amino acids.
AUGAGAAAAUAUACAGGUGGAAGGGAAAUACUUCGUCCAGCUCCGACUCGCUUUGCCACUAAUUUUAUUGCCUUACAAAGCAUAUUGGCUCAAAAGGAUGCAUUAAGGGCUAUGGUAACUUCUAGAGAUUGGACAAGCUCAGCUUAUUCUAAAGAGGCCAAGGCAAAAAAGUUUGUGGAACAAGUUUUAGAUUCUAAUUUUUGGAAACAAUGUGCUGAUAUUGUGAAGCUUACUGAGCCACUUAUUCGUGUGUUGCAUAUUGUUGAUAGUGAAGACAAACCUGCCAUGGGUUUUCUUUAUCAAGCUAUAUUUAAAGCUAAAGAGGAGAUGAUAAGGAGAUUUCAAAGAAAUAAGAAGAAGGUGGAGCCUUACUUGACCAUCUUAGAUAGUCGUUGGGAUUCACAGCUUCGCAAAAAUCUUCAUGCCGCUGGUUAUUGGUUGAAUCCAGGUUGUCGUUUCAAUAAUGAAGAAUUUGAAAAACAUAAAUUCACAACAUCGGGCCGUUUGGAUGUCAUCGAGAGAUAUGCUUAUGGGAAUCCUGAUUUAAAUUCUAAGUUGACAAGUGAGAUGAGAAUAUUCAAAAAUGCUGAGUUAGAUUUUGAAAGGCCAUCUGCUAAACGUGAACGGAAUACCGUGAUGCCAGAUCAAUGA